Molecule: messenger RNA, 519 nt
Organism: Paramecium pentaurelia
Lineage: Eukaryota; Ciliophora; Oligohymenophorea; Peniculida; Parameciidae
Source: the annotation of a GenBank genome assembly
AUGGGAAACCCUUUUUCAAAAUUUAUCUAUAAAAAAACACCUUAAAUAUUAUUAAUUGGAUUGGAUGCUGUUGGAAAGACUACAAUUUUAAAUCAAUUGAAUUUAGGUAAGGUAGAAAACUUUUUUACAGGUAUCGGAUAUCAACAAAAAAAAUUAUAAAGCAAAUCUUUUGAUAUAAUUACUUGGAAUAUUGAAGGACCAAGUGGACUAAGAUUGCUUUGGAGAAACUUUUAUGAAAAGAGCUAAGCUUUAAUUUUAGUUUUGGAUUUGACUAAUUAAGAAAGAUUGAUAGAGAUCAAAGAAUGGUUGGAAAAAUACUUAAUUGAUAAUAAAUUGAAUAGAUUGCCACUUUUAAUUUAUGUAAAUAAGAUCGAUCUUGUUUAAAUUAAUCUUAAUGAAUUAAACUCUGAACUGAUGUUCGAAAAAUUUUCAAAUAAUUUUCUUAUUUAACCAUGCUGUGCUAUUACAAGGGAAGGACUUGAGGAUGGAAUUACAUGGAUUCUAUAAUAGAUUAAAUGA